GGUCGCGCGAUCCUGGUUUCUUCAAGGUGUAGCCGUCACUUCUUUUCGGCGGUGGUUUGGGAUACGGCUUUUUGCAGGUUAACGAGUGUGUGUUGAUAUGCAUAUGAUAUCCGUUACUUAGGGGCUUUUUUCAGGGUGAUAAUGGUAUUAUGUUCAUAUGUGACUAUCAUAAAUUUGAGGACAUGAGUAAUUUUGGAGCAGUGGAGGCCUUUAUUCGAUUGAGGCAUGUCUACAUCUGAUGUUAGAACAUGGGGUUAAUCUCGCACUGAAACAUUUUGGGGAAAGGGAGAAGGAAAAGUUGGUUGGUGGUUUCAUCGAGUGUGUGUUCUUUGAAGGAGUAUGAGUCCGGAUAGCAGCAGCCCUCCAAGGUCGCGACGUUUCCGUAGCAGUGAGAGAAUGUCUUACCGUGAUGCACCUUACAGGAGGGAUCGACGAGGUUCUCGGGAUAACCUGUGUAAAAAUUGCAAGCGACCUGGCCAUUUUGCAAGAGAUUGCUCCAAUUUGGCUGUCUGUAAUAACUGUGGCCUUCCUGGUCAUAUUGCAUCCGAGUGCACCACCAAGACGCUAUGCUGGAACUGCCGCGAACCUGGGCAUGUUGCGAGUGAGUGCUCAAAUGAGCCCAUUUGUCACACGUGCGGCAAGGUUGGCCACCUUGCGCGGGAGUGCUCCGGCCCUGGCCUCCCCUCAGGUGAUACCCGCUUAUGCAACAAUUGCUACAAGCAAGGCCACAUUGCUGCCGAUUGCACCAAUGAGAAGGCUUGCAACAACUGUCGGAAGACAGGCCACUUGGCUCGCGAUUGCCCUAAUGACCCCGUGUGCAAUGUCUGCAACGUGGCUGGCCAUGUGGCAAGGCAGUGCCCUAAGGCAGGGUUAAAUGAUGGUGGGGGUUUUCGUGAUGGUGGGGCUUUUCGUGAUGUGAUCUGUCGCACUUGUAACCAGCCCGGCCAUAUCAGUAGAGAUUGUGUUGGUGUUGUCAUAUGCAACAAUUGCGGAGGGCGUGGGCACAUGGCAUACGAGUGCCCUUCAGGAAGGUACAUGGAUCGUGGGAUGCGGAGGUACUAAUGAUUAGAGCUAUGCUCUUCCCUUUUUUUCUUUUUAUUUUUUUUCUCGGUAUACUAGCUAUUCUUCUUUCCCUUUCUUUUCAUUACCUUAUACUCCUAUGAAAUUACUCUGCGCUGGUGGAAACUUUUAGAUUGAGGAUGUGGGUGUCUUUUUCUAUUUUUUGUGUUGUUUUCUGUUUUUUACUCCCCCAACAUCUGGUGGAAGUUUUUGUGAAUUUGGAAUGUGGAUUUGGAUUUUUGUAAUUUGGUGGUUUUGACUCGCCCUUGAAAUUUAUACUGAAGGUUAUAGAGUGGCAAUCUGAAUUGAUAA
Molecule: messenger RNA, 1371 nt
Organism: Amborella trichopoda
Lineage: Eukaryota; Viridiplantae; Streptophyta; Magnoliopsida; Amborellales; Amborellaceae
Molecular function (GO): nucleic acid binding; zinc ion binding
Source: RefSeq, a predicted model, not a curated record